Myripristis murdjan (pinecone soldierfish) is the source of this 1126-nucleotide messenger RNA. It is a transcript of the gene purg, whose product is annotated as purine-rich element binding protein G. Lineage: Eukaryota; Metazoa; Chordata; Actinopteri; Holocentriformes; Holocentridae. Gene Ontology annotation, cellular component: nucleus. The record is from RefSeq and is a predicted model, not a curated record. Gene Ontology annotation, molecular function: RNA polymerase II transcription regulatory region sequence-specific DNA binding; DNA-binding transcription factor activity, RNA polymerase II-specific; purine-rich negative regulatory element binding. Gene Ontology annotation, biological process: regulation of transcription by RNA polymerase II. Bases 104 to 1126 code for a protein of 340 amino acids. The transcript has a single exon.
GCCAGCUGCUGUAUGAAUAAGCUCACUCUAUCAGGCUAGCUCGGGGAUGGGGGAAUCGCCUUUCCGUGUGCUAUAGCCUAUAAGUGGUGGAAUCUAAAUCAUUAUGGCUGAUACAUGUUCCAGAGGGAUGGAAAGAGGCAGAGGAAGGAUUACAUCAGAUUCUCUGCCGAGAGCCGCAUAUCCUCAGCAGUAUGUUCAGACGGGCUCCCAGCAGCAGGGCAUCGACAUCCAGGAGCUGGCAUCCAAGCGCGUCGACAUCCAGAAAAAACGCUUCUAUCUGGAUGUGAAGCAAAGCGUGCGCGGACGCUUCCUCAAAAUCGCCGAGGUGUGGAUCGGAAGAGGCCGCCACGAUAACAUCAGAAAGAGCAAACUGACACUGUCUAUGUCAAUGGCACCCGAUCUGCGGUAUUGUCUGGGAGACUUCAUUGACUAUUAUGCCCGUAUUGGACUGCGCGGGGGCCUGGUGCCGCCGAGGCCGGAGGAGCAGAGCAACGGGCAGGGCCGCCCCCACGACUCCCACAGGAGGCAGCAAGAGCACCUGGCGAUAUCUGUGUCCCCCACCGGCUCUGCAGCAUCAGAGGAGCAUGCCCACCGCGUCCUCAAGAGUGAAUUAAUCGAGAGAGACAACCGCAAGUACUAUUUGGACCUGAAGGAGAACCAGAGAGGCAGAUUUCUCCGCAUCAGACAGACUGUCAGCAAAGGACACGGCACGAUGGGUUACUACGGCCAGGGCAUCGAGCAGACCAUUGUCCUGCCGGCCCAGGGGCUGAUCGAGUUCCGAGACGCGCUGUCACAGCUGAUCGAAGACUACGGCGAUGAAGACAGCGACGACCGCGGGAGAGGCACCAGGAACCACGACGAAAAUCCCGAGCUUCCAGAGGCAGCAUCCUUCAGGGUGGACAACAAAAGGUUUUACUUUGACGUCGGCUCCAACCGGUAUGGUGUCUUUCUGAAAAUUAGUGAAGUGCGGCAGCCGUACAGAAACACAAUCACAGUUCCCUUAAAAGCCUGGGCCAGAUUUGGAGAGAAUUUCAUCCGGUAUGAAGAGGAGAUGCGACGGAUUUUCUCCUGUCACAAAGAGAAAAAGGCAGAGCCUCGCCAAGACAGUGAAGACCAGGAGGAUUGA